This is a messenger RNA of Closterium sp. Naga37s-1, 870 nucleotides long. The record is from the annotation of a GenBank genome assembly. NCBI's taxonomy places the organism in Eukaryota, Viridiplantae, Streptophyta, Zygnematophyceae, Desmidiales, Closteriaceae.
AUGGGCACAUGCUCUAAGACGCGCUCCCCGUGGGACCCCUCUGUCCUGCUUCCCUCCUGCAAGUGCGCCUUGAAGUUCCCCUCCUUCGAACCCACCCACCUGGCUGGCCUGCCCUCCUGCUUCCCUGAGGCCUACACGUGUCGCCAGCUCUCCUCCAACCCCUGCGCCCCAGGAGUGUGCAUCGAUGGCGUAGACGGCAGCUACUCCUGCCUCUGCCCUUCGCCCUACUACUACUUCACAUUUUCUCCCAAGGGCACUGCCAGUUGCUCCCUGGUCCAAGCGGAUGGCAUGCGAAUGCCAACCUUCCCGUCCCAGUUUGGUCUCACAUGCCCCCUCAUUCUCAAUACUUUUGGAUUGACACAGACCCAGUUUUUCAGCGAGAACAAGGGCUUCCAGUGUCGAGCUCCCAUUCCUGCUGGCACCCUGGUCAACGUCACCAGCCGUGCUUUCUCCAAAUGUACAGCAAUGUACACUGUUAAUCAUGGCGACACCUGUGACUCCAUCAACGCGCUCUUCGACACGCAGAUAGAGCCGCUCAACCCCGCGCUCAGCUGCUCCGAUGGGCCACGGCACGGGCAGCUUCUAUGUGUGACGUUUGACCAACAGUGGUACGACGCCGGAAAGAUAAGCACAAAGUGCACGCACUACACUCACAUCUCGCCAGCACCACCCUCCAGCAGCCGGCAGCAGACAGCCCCAUUCACCGUAGAUGACGCACUCAUAAGCGAGCUUGAGAGCCCACAGACCUGUCAGGGGCUGUGGCAGGCCUUCAGCCUCGCCUCUCCCGCACGCUUCUUCCAGCUCAACCCCGGCCUUCCGUGCGACUCGCUGCUGCCCGACAGCCCGCUUCAGGGCAACACUGUGACUCGG